Phoenix dactylifera (date palm) is the source of this 1538-nucleotide messenger RNA. Its product is annotated as RHOMBOID-like protein 2. Lineage: Eukaryota; Viridiplantae; Streptophyta; Magnoliopsida; Arecales; Arecaceae. The record is from RefSeq and is a predicted model, not a curated record. Gene Ontology annotation, molecular function: serine-type endopeptidase activity. Gene Ontology annotation, cellular component: membrane. Gene Ontology annotation, biological process: proteolysis.
AGCUCUCCUGUCAGUCUCCACUACCCUCAGGCCCCCACCGCCCUAAAAAAAAAACCAUUUUUUUCCGCUCCUGCUCCCGAUUUCAUCCAAUUUAAUCACCCAAACAAAUCUCCAGAGCCGUCUAGCUCUCGUUUACCCCCUCUUUUCAAUCACAGUAUCAAGGACGAUACCCCUCUCGAUCUCUUCUUAUCAUCACUCUCCUACCCCACCACCGACGCCCUCCUUCUAAGCCAAGCAAAACCCCUGGAAACCAUCCACCAGUCGCCAUAAAAGCUAUCAGUGGGGGCGAGAGAGUGAGCGGCGGAAAUGGCGGAGUUGGAGGGGGAGAGGGGCGGCGGGGGCGGCAACAAGAGCAGGGCCGGCGGAGGCGGCGGCGGCGGGGGCACGGUGCCGUACUUCUACGACCCGCCGGAGACGGAGGAGAGGCCGUGGGUGCCGUGGGUGGUGCCGCUGAUCGUGGUGGGGUGCGUGGCGGUGUUCGUGGUGGAGAUAUACGUCAACAACUGCCCUGACCACUCGAACCGCUUCGGCCGGUGCGUCGCCCGCUUCCUCCACCGCUUCUCCUUCCAGCCCCUCCACGAGAAUCCCCUCCUCGGGCCCUCGGCUUCUACAUUGGAGAAAUUGGGAGCUCUUGAGUGGAACAAAGUGGUCCAUCAGCAUCAGGGAUGGAGGCUUGUUGCUUGUAUCUGGCUGCAUGUGGGCCUUAUCCAUUUGCUUGUAAAUAUGCUAAGCCUUGUUUUUGUUGGAAUUCGCCUCGAACAGCAAUUUGGAUUUGCACGGAUUGGUGUAAUAUACCUUCUAUCAGGGUUUGGUGGGAGUGUUCUUUCAGCUCUUCUCUUAAGAAAUAAUAUUUCUGUUAGUGCUUCUGCUGCUUUGUUUGGACUUCUUGGAUCAAUGCUAUCAGAACUAAUCACAAACUGGACUAUCUAUUCCAACAGGGCUGCAGCUUUAUUAACUCUCGUGUUUAUGAUUAUUGUCAACUUGGCCAUUGGAAUCUUUCCGCAUGUUGAUAUCUUGGCCGAUAUAGGGGGGUUCUUAACAGGUUUUCUCCUUGGUUUUAUUUUGUUGAUCCGGCCUCAAUUUGGCUGGAUGGAACGUCAAGAUCUGCCCCCAUCGAGUCAGGUUACUUCCAAAUACAAAGCAUAUCAGUAUGUGUUGUGGGUGAUGGCAUUGCUUUUGAUACUAGCUGGAUUUGCAGUUGGUUUGGUAAUGCUUUUCAAGGGAGUGAACAAGAAUGAUCAUUGCCACUGGUGUCACUAUCUGAACUGUGUACCCACAUCAAAGUGGAGCUGCGAUAAUUGAAAAAAUAGCUUUUCGAGGAAAACUAUGUUUGGAAGAACAGUAAAAUUAUCACAUUUCAGUGUCUGAUAAUACUUCAAUACAUCUGUAAAUAGUCAAGAAACUGAUUGCUCUUUCAUUUAACUUUUUUAAGUGUUCUCAGAGUGAUUUUGUUACAUGUGCCUUCCAUCAGACUGAGUGCUGUACUUCUUAGUUACCAUUAAUUAUUUAGUAUCCUUUUGGAUUUGAUAGUUUUGUCA